GUUAGUUUCCAUCCAGGUUCCUGAGCGUCGCCGAGGCUUCAUCCCUGCGUGUGGGACGGAUCUGCAGGAUUCAUCUGCAGCACUUGUUCGGUGCUGCCACAUUUGUUGCUCACCACCACCACCACCACCGGCACCACCACCUCCACCACCGACGGCACCAGCUGAAAGGGGAACAUCUCACCAUUCCACCGUCAGCCGCCACAGUCCCGUUCUCUGCUGCUGCGGCUCUGGAUGCUGGACUUGAACGCAGGGGGAUUAUACUCGUGUUGCUUUCCAUCUGCCGCCCGGUGCACAGCGGACACGAGCACUUCUUCUCUCUGAGGGAUGUAUUGCAGCGGGUUGAAGUGUGCGCUCUGAGCGGGGAGAAUAUUAACACACUGUCUGCUGAGUGAACUGCUGCCGUGCGCCUUUCUGUGGCAGCUCAGUCUCCUGGAGAUGCUCUGAUCGGGCUUUGUGUUCAGUGCGCAUCGACACUGGAUCGGGAUAUAAAGUGACGACAUCGCCGAGCUCAGUAUUUUCUGGAGCACUUGAUCCCGGUGUUUAUUCUUUUUUAAAUAGAGAUUUGGUUAUUUUGAGACGGAUUUUGCACCAACCGCAGGCACGCAGGCACGCAGGCUCACCAUGGGGGAUUCGAUGUGGAUUUAUUAUUUUGGAGUUUUGUUUAUUGCCUUCAAAGUGGACUUGUGCCGGGCGCUCAUCCUGGAGUCCAUCUACUGGAACACAACAAAUACCAAAUUUGUGCCAGGCCAAGGGGUGGUAUUGUACCCCCAGAUUGGGGAUAAGUUGGACAUUGUGUGCCCCCGCGUGGACGGUGGGGUGAGGGAUGGAGUGGAGUACUACAAGGUGUACAUGGUCUCCAGGGAGCAGCUGGAGAGCUGCACCAUCACCAAGGCUGAAACUCCACUCCUCAACUGUGUCAAGCCUGACCAGGAUGUAAAGUUCACCCUCAAGUUCCAGGAGUUCAGCCCCAAUUUGUGGGGCCUAGAGUUCUUCAGGGGGAAAGACUACUACAUCAUCUCUACUUCUAACGGCACCAUGGAGGGAAUUGAAAACCAGGAGGGAGGAGUGUGCAAAACCAAGUCCAUGAAAAUAAUCAUGAAAGUGGGACAAAAUCCCACUGAUCCUAUUUCACCCAAAGACAACCCCACCAGAGUACCCUACUCUCCAAAUUACUCAGAUGGCAAGGACACCUACAACCCUAAUGAAGUUCUGGAAAAGACAGAUGUAGCAUCCAGAGAAAGCAAUGACAACAACAAUGGUGGAAAGUCCUCCAGCAUCAUUGGCUCAGAUGUGGCCAUCUUCGUUGGCAUCGCCUCGGGCAGCGUCAUUUUCAUCAUCAUCAUCAUUAUGCUGGUCCUGCUACUGCUCAAGUACCGGCGGCGGCACCGUAAGCACUCGCCGCAGCAUGCCGCCACGCUGUCUCUAAGCACCCUGGCCACGCCCAAACGGAGUGGAGGCGGCGGGAACAAUAACGGCUCAGAGCCCAGUGAUAUCAUCAUCCCGCUCAGGACUGCUGACAGCGUCUUCUGCCCGCACUACGAGAAGGUCAGCGGCGAUUACGGCCAUCCGGUCUACAUAGUUCAGGAGAUGCCGCCUCAGAGCCCGGCUAACAUCUAUUACAAAGUCUGAGAUGGGACUAUUAAAAGCAGAGACAAACUGGAACAAUCCCUAGGCAGAGCAGGUCCUUGGUUUUGGCUGGCAAUGCCUGCACACCCGCAAACACACUCUGUUUCUGUCUCUCUGUCUCUCUCACACUGUCAGCUCCUCCUCCUCUUCUCUGUAGUUUUGUCACUUUUUUUUCUUUCUAAAAGUUUUGCUGAUACCUUGCUGUCAGAUUUCAUCACAGUUGGGGCAGAUGGGUUGAGUCGAAGGCCAGAGAGAAACCUGCCGCUGUUAAUGCUGCUGCUCUCUGGGGGUUUGUUGCUCACUGUUUUGGGGAACAGAGUGUUGUGUGAUCAGAAAGUUAGACAGGUGUACAGCGUGUUUUUUUCGGGGGGAUUGGACAAACAGUUGAAUGGAUGUGAAGGUUUCUUGAAAAGAAAGGAGGAGGAAUUUUUGAACUCACCUUAUGAGAGACUACUACUUAGAAAAAGAGUGAAAGAGACAAAAAAUGAGUGAGGAGGAGAGGUAAAGACAGAUUUGGGUUAAUCCUGAACUCACAAAGUGGCUGCCCUCGCUUGAUGCUCUCGAGUCAGAGAGACUGUGUGGACUCUGCUGCCUGAUGAGGAAAAAGGAGAGAGAUUCUCACAACAAUCCUCUCUGGGAAUUUCCUGACAGACUCUCUGAGAUCAUCCAUUCACCCUGCCACCCACAUGCUCACCAUCACAUGUGCACACAUUCACCCACACGCGCAGACACACUGUCUCACCAGUCGAUGUGAACUGUUUGGGUUUGAGUGUGGAUUUGCAGAAUUUCUCCUCAUUCCCAGGUAUCAGAUUUUCAGCAGAUCACUUACUGUACUGUGCUUUGUUAAAAAACUUGUGAUGUUACUUGAAGGUUUUAAGGACAAAAAAACUGUUUCCUUUUUUGUACUGUCAACAAUAUUGUUUUUGGUUUUCAUGUGUGGUUUCCUUUUCCUUUAGUAACAAGUUACCAUAACGUGGCUAGGAGUGAAGAUUUCUCUAAGUUUUGAACCCUACUCCCUGAGAGGACGCAAAGAGUGUCAAGUCUGUCAGACGGCUCCUGAGAAGAGUGGAGGACUUUCAUAAACAUAGAGCAGCACUUUUAAUCCCAUUUCGGUACCUCCACUCUUCACAGUGGUCCACAGAGAGACACAGUUAUAGCUAGAGAUGGGAGAGCAGCUGUAUCCUGACAGGUUUCGUAGCAAGAGCUUGCCUCAACUUCUCUGGAACCUGAGCUUUUCAAAUGGAAAAGUGUUAUGGGCAAUAAAGAAAUCUAUUUCGCCUUACUGCCAUUGGUUUGCAUCAGGUGAAAAAGAGGCCUGAGAUCUAGUUGAGGUUAGCAUAGCUGGCUGAAACAGCUCUAGGUACUGUAAUGUUUACCCCUCGGUGUCCAUUGAUGUUUAAGGUUGCCCAAAAUAAGUGUGACUGGUGCUCUCUUAUUGUCAUUAAAACAAAGCACAGGGACAUCUACUUACAUUUUCACUGUUCUGGAAUAUCCAUUAGCAUUUCCAUAUUGUGAGUUUUUAAUUAACUUCUUUUUUGUUAAAAUAGAUGGACAUUUAAAAAAGGACAUUACAAAGAUGAAAAAUAAAAAAAACUGAAUUUAUUUAUGAUAGACACAUUGAGCACAGGUGUUAUCAGGCGGUAUGGAGAGGAAGAAGUACUGUUAAUAUAUUAUGGUAUAAGUGCACAUUAUGCAAUCUAGGUUUUUGAUUAUUUGAUAUCUCUCGACCCUCUGAGUCCUGUGUUUUCAUGAGCUCUCAUUCAUAAUCACAGGCCUUGGUCCUGGGAGGAAGGAUCAGGGGAGGGCCGCCUGGGACCUGGCCCCGGGGGAGGAGAGUUAUCUGACCCAGGAUAGCUCACAUUGAUGUACACAAGGGCAGAGUAGCUGUUUCUCCCACACUCAUCUGUGUAGCAUCUUCCAAAGGAUAAUUCCACAAACACCCAGUGCACCCAGUUCUCCUCAUACGCACCUUUCAUGUUUUCUUUGCAUGUGUGUGUGUGUGCGUGUGUUGAGCAUGUCUAUAUUUCAGUGACUUCACAUCCAUGAAUAUCUUUGACUUAAGAUCAUAAAAGUGACUUAGCAUAUAUCAGGCCAUCAUUAACAUUGUCAUUGUUCAUAAAAAGCAUCAAAUUUCACCGAAAAGCCAAGCCUUGUAUGAUCUGAAGUUUGUGCCUCUAAGAGGCUACAAAAUCUGCAAAUAUGCAAUUCCUAUUUAUUUUUCUAAUCAAUUAAGAGAAAAAAAACACCUAUGGAAAGUGUUCUUAACCACUGAAAGAUGUAACAACAAACAAAUGACACAAAACUAGCAAAGUAUUUCUCAAGCCUGCUGUUAGUUUUUAUUUCCUGCAUUAUUUUUAGUAUUAUUUGAUCCUUUUUCUGUUUGAACCAUGUGCCGUAGUACAAAGGUAAACUGUGAAAAAUGAAACCAUUAAAACAUUUAUGUGUAUAUCACACCUGAACAGCUUUUAAGAAAAGGGUGAAGAGACAAACUUACACAACAAAGAAAUAGCUGUUUAGUUGCUGUCUGUCUGCAGCAGAAUAUGACAAUCUUAUUAGUUUCUUUGAAUCUGACGUCCUUUUCUUAGCAGCCACUCAACUAAUGCUCUCCCAACAUUGACCAGGAUUGGUUCAACCUGUUAUGAAUUGUCAAUAGCAAUUCUGUGAGAGUCUUAGCACACGGGCUAGGAGAAGCACCUCAGGCUACUGUAAAUGCCUUGCUCGUAUGGUCAGCCCUUGGUCACUUGACUCAGUAAUUUUGCACCGUACUUCUGUAGGUAAGAAACUGUAAAUACAUUAAUGUUUGUAUUGUAUAUGGAUCCUGGGUUGUUACAAUAGCCUUAUUCACCUUUUUAGGAAAGUAAAUGGGAAAAGAAAGAACAGAAAAAAACAGAAUACACUUCAGUAAAACAGAGCAUACUACUUUUUUGGUAAAUAGCUUAUGUAAAUAUCGACCACAACCCAAUAAAAUCUUUUUAUAAACUCUUAAAGUAAGAUGUUUUGUAUAAAAUUUGAAUUUUUUGCUAUGUAUUUUAGCUAGCGUGCAUUCUAAAGCCCAUGUCCUCCCCACUCCCUCCCCUUUUGCACUGUUUCCAUGGAAAUUUGGUUUAAAAAAAGAGAGAAAAGUUGCCAAACCGACUGCUGCAUAUUUGUGCCAUAAGUGUGUACCAUAAAUAUUUAUUGAAUUAGUUUCUUUUUUCUUCUUUGUUCUGUUUAUGAUUUAAUUUCAGUCCAGUUUGUAAGUAACACAGUAUUAUAUUUGCAUUGUUUGUUCGUCUCCCCAUGGUUUUCUUUAGUCAUGUCAUGGUUGUUGGGUGGCUGUAGCCAUCUUCUUCACUCCCUUGCAGUAUGAGAUGGCCAGGCUGUGACAAAUGAUUUUAACAUUCAAAGAUCUGAAGCAAGUUCAAAGUGAGGAUAAAUGACACACAUUCCACCAGUCUGUUACAAACUGAAAAUGUUUUUCAAUAAAAUGUUUUUCCUAUG
Molecule: messenger RNA, 5106 nt
Organism: Pleuronectes platessa (European plaice)
Lineage: Eukaryota; Metazoa; Chordata; Actinopteri; Pleuronectiformes; Pleuronectidae
Gene: efnb2a
Product: ephrin-B2a
Exons: 6
Coding region: 622-1629 (335 amino acids)
Biological process (GO): ephrin receptor signaling pathway; blood vessel morphogenesis; axon guidance
Cellular component (GO): plasma membrane
Molecular function (GO): ephrin receptor binding
Source: RefSeq, a predicted model, not a curated record